UUCUCGGGUACCUCGGAAAGUAUCCCCUGACCUUCCUUAUUGAACACGGUUGUCCAUCUACUAUAGAUUAGCAAGAGCGCUGUGUUUUCUGGUAAUUAGUCCACUUUUUAGGCUGAUACACUCGUCUAUAGGCACAUACUGAUACACUCAUCUAUAGGCACAUACUGAUACACUCGUCUAUAGGCACAUACUGAUACACUCGUCUAUAGGCACAUACUGAUACUCGUCUAUAGGCACAUACUGAUACACUCGUCUAUAGGCACAUACUGAUACACUCGUCUAUAGGCACAUACUGAUACACUCGUCUAUAGGCACAUACUGAUACACUCGUCUAUAGGCACAUACUGAUACACUCGUCUAUAGGCACAUACCUUAUAAUUGCAUGGUUUAAGCUUUCUCUGCAAAACAUUCCUUUGUACAUUACAUUGUACGUGAUUCCACUCUAUUUAGUCUGUGGAGCAUAAUAAUGGCGUAAGAGUUGUUUCCUUGAUUAUGGUGGCACCAAUUGGUGCUCUACAGAAAUUAAAGAGGUGUGUUUUACGUAUACAUUAUUGCAUGAUGUGGUUUUACUAUUUGAAUGUAUGAGCAUUUCCCAUAUAAGGAAACCACAGUAUCUGAAUUCAAGGUCGAUCACCAUGCAUGGUGAGUAGACCUAUAUAGCUUUUACAUGAUCUGUCCCCCCGCCUCCCCCUCCCCCCUUGAUUGGAUCAGUUACAUGCAUCUUGAUCAUAUACAAUUCUUCCUGUUGCUGUAUGUAUAAUUAUGAUCAAAGCAUAUCAAUUAGAAAUAUAUGAUUGAUUCAAGACGAGAUGGUUCAUUGCUUUUCUUUACCAUAUAGUCCGUUGACUUAUCUUGUUAGCAUUCAUAGAGUAACACAACAAGCAGCUCAAGCUGUGUACACAUGGUGAUGUGGGAAAAUUUUGUGGUUGACAAACUUGCUAUAUAGUAGAUCUAGAUAAAGAACAGUGGCAUGCUAUAUAAUAGUUGACCUAUGUCUAUAAAGCUAUUCAGUGUAUGUAUAGCUUUCAGUCUAGCACCCUCCAUUUCCUCUUAUGCACUGUACUCAAAAGCCAAGCCCAGAAUAUUCCAGUUUAUUCUCAUCUCUGCCUGAAUACAAACAUGACUGCCUUUGUCAAAGUUACGCUAGCUGCCCUGUUAGUUGUUCAUUUAGUUAGUCUGGUGUCAGCUAGCAAGAAUCAUCUUCACAAACGUGCUCGUCGUCAAGGUGACCAACGUCCUGCAUACACCCAGCAAGGUUGCUUGACUGCGUGCCAGAAGCGUGGCUACAGCCAAGGCUGCUGUGAUAUCACUAAGAGCACCUGCUUUAACUCUGGCUGCAGCUGUUAUUGCGACAUCUCCUGUCAUAAUUAUGGUGACUGCUGUGCUGACAUUAACGCUAUUGGAUGCUCUAUAAUAGGCCAAGGCAGCUGUCCCGAAAUUCCAUUAACGAAUGGAAGGAUUGAUUAUACUCCUAACCCAAACUCAAGGCAAAUAGGCACUAUUGCUACCAUUCAUUGCGAUGGUAACUACGGCCUGGUACCGGCAGACGCCACUGUUAGGGUGUGUCAGAAGAACUUAAUGUGGAGUGGCCCAGAACCUGCUUGUAGAGAACUUUGUGAUGAAAUCGGCAUUCUUAAGAAUGGAAUUAUUACGUACGAGCAGGCCUUCAAGACAUCCAGGAAACCAGCCCGAACAGUAGCCAUAUACAGCUGUCACCAAGGAUUCAGUCUCACUCAUGCUCGUGAGGUCAAGAGAGUUUGCCAAGGGUUCAAAGGAUGGAGUGGGUCACCACCAACUUGUGAAGCUGUUUCUUGCAUGGCCAAAUACCCUGGCACUGGGUGCACAACUGACAUCAAUGCUUCAUUGCUUGGGAGUAGUGGGAAUCCGGGACGCUGCUCGUGUCAUGUGAGCUGCUUCAGUAAUACUGACACCUGCUGUGAAGAUAUUGGAUGUGUCCCUACCACUUGUGGUCAGGUUGAUAUGUCUAACGGCUGCUGCUCAUGGGACACUGAUCUGGAAUUGGGAGUGGAACAUAAAUUGAUCAGUUGCUAUGUACCUGGUGGGGAUUGCUACUGUGAUUCAGCGUGCAAUAAUGUAACACCUGAUGACUGCUGUAGCGAUGUGCCGGAAUCACCCACUUGCACUGCACCUGCUACUCGACAGAGUAGGGUCAGAGGUCAGAGUGUCAGGACAAUACCGUAUGGUCGAGUACAGCUGGCCAGAGGAAGAGGUCGGACCCAAGCCUCAAUGAAGGACCAAGCAGCUAGGAAUAUGGCCAGUAAAUUGAUGUCCAUGUCUCAAGAGCAGAGUGAUAAACGAGAUCGUUGGGUGGUUAUCACCAAGGAGCUUGAAGCCAUGCAGAAGAAGAAAUAUUAACUGACAUUUUUUGUGCAGGUACAUUUGUAGCUGCUUUACUGACUCAUGUAGCUUUAUCAUUGCGUGACUUAUUAUCAUUUUAACCUCACCCUUAUAUAAUAACUUUUGUACUCCAAAGAUGUGCGUGCAUAAUCCUAUAUCUUUGAUACAGUAAUUGUUGAAGCUGA
This is a messenger RNA of Halichondria panicea, 2543 nucleotides long. RefSeq names its product sushi, von Willebrand factor type A, EGF and pentraxin domain-containing protein 1-like. The transcript has 7 exons. The record is from RefSeq and is a predicted model, not a curated record. The coding region runs from base 1015 to 2376 and encodes 453 amino acids. Lineage: Eukaryota; Metazoa; Porifera; Demospongiae; Suberitida; Halichondriidae.